AUGACAAGAACAGACGAGGAGACCGCCAGUGGGAAUUUGACAGAUAGACAGUUGCUGCUUCAGUGUCAGCCAUCUGCCGCAGUCCGGAGCACCGCCGCAGCCAGCGCCAUAGCGGGAGCGGAAAAUGGAGGACAGAAACAACACGAAUUCAACAUAUACGUGAAAACAAGCCUCGAUUCAAUACUCCAAAAGAAUACAGUCCACUUUUAUUGGACUGUUGACAACAGCCUACCAGAACUAAACUAUCUUGAGAGGAAGUUGUGA
Molecule: messenger RNA, 264 nt
Organism: Knipowitschia caucasica
Lineage: Eukaryota; Metazoa; Chordata; Actinopteri; Gobiiformes; Gobiidae
Source: the annotation of a GenBank genome assembly